Molecule: messenger RNA, 8492 nt
Organism: Musa acuminata subsp. malaccensis (wild Malaysian banana)
Lineage: Eukaryota; Viridiplantae; Streptophyta; Magnoliopsida; Zingiberales; Musaceae
Product: dnaJ homolog subfamily C GRV2
Biological process (GO): regulation of early endosome to late endosome transport; receptor-mediated endocytosis; endosome organization
Cellular component (GO): endosome membrane
Source: RefSeq, a predicted model, not a curated record
GCCGCGCACACGUCCGCCGACUCCGAGAUCCCGACCGAAGCCCCGAUGAAACGAUAACAGGAGGCGAAGGAGGAGAGGGACGCCUCUUUGAUUCCAAGAAUCACUAACCCCCGAUCGCCCAUUACCGAUUGAUUUUGGCGAAGACAACGACGACGACGACGACGACGACGACUGAGCGGAUCGAUCCCUCGGAACCCUAGGGUUUCGAUCGCAACGCGGGCAUCGGAGCCCAAGAAACCAGGAGGUGACCUCGCCGGAGAUCGGCAGCGCUGGGGGCGAAUCAGUCACGCCACGGCCCGUCCGAGGCGAACGCGGGCUUGCGCCUCUUCACCCUCCUGCGAAUCCCUCAUGCCCCGCGCACCCGAUAUCUAGAGAGCCUCCCCCCGACCCCUAUGGAUUUCGUCAGCCGGCACGCCGCAUCCGCCUCCGCCAACCACCAUCACCCGCCGCCGGUGGAGGCUGCUCCGGCUCCGGUCCCGGCCGGCCCAGCCGUGCCCGAGGAGCCCGAGUACUUGGCCCGGUACAUGGCCAUCAAGCAUUCGUGGCGGGGCCGGUACAAGCGGAUCUUCUGCAUCUCAAGCUCCGGGAUCGUGACGCUCGAUCCUUCGACGCUGGUCGUCACCAAUUCUUAUGACGUCGCUGCCGACUUCGAGGGAGCGGCCCCGGUGCUAGGACGCGGGGAUGAUGUCGGCUCGCAGGAGUUUACUGUUAGUGUGCGGACCGAUGGGAAAGGCAAAUUCAAGGCGAUCAAGUUCUCAUCCAGGUUUAGGGCGAGCAUCCUGACAGCCCUGCACCGGCUUAGGUGGGGUAAGUUGGGGCCGGUCAUGGAAUUCCCAGUACUUCAUCUUCGGCGAAGGACCUCAGAAUGGAUCCCUUUUAAAUUGAAGGUUACAGCCACUGGUGCCGAACUCCUUGACGGACAGUCUGGAGAUCCUCGGUGGUGCUUGGAUUUCAGAGACAUGGAUUCUCCCGCCAUCAUACUUCUGGCUGACAAUUAUGGGAAUAGAAGUGUUGACUCAGGAGGAUUUGUUCUCUGUCCCAUGUAUGGGAGAAAAAGUAAAGCUUUCACAGCUGCCGCUGGUGCCUCUAAUUCAGCAAUCGUAUCAUACUUGACUAAAACUGCAAAAACUACCGUUGGGCUGUUGUUAUCAGUUAAUAGUUCUCAAUCGAUGACAAUAGCAGAUUUUAUUAACAAAAGAGCAAAGGAGGCAGUUGGAGCAAAUGAGACCCCUUAUGGCGGAUGGUCUGUGACGAGGUUACGUUCUGCUGCCAAGGGAACUGCUAAUGUUGAGAGCUUAAGUCUUGGGAUUGGACCUAAGGGAGGCCUAGGAGAACAAGGGGACUCUGUAUCUCGACAGCUUAUUCUUACGAAACUUGCAAUUGUUGAAAGGCGUCCUGAUAACUAUGAGGCUGUCAUUGUUCGCCCUCUCUCCGCUGUAAGUUCUCUUGUUCGGUUUGCAGAAGAACCACAGAUGUUCGCAGUUGAAUUCUCUGAUGGUUGUCCAAUUCAUGUAUAUGCAAGCACUUCUCGUGACAGCUUACUUGCAGCUCUUCGGGAUGUUCUGCAGUCAGAGAGCCAGAGCCCUGUUCCCUUAUUGCCAAGACUGACCAUGCCUGGUCAUCGCAUAGAUCCUCCUUGUGGAAGUGUUUGUUCUCAUAAACAUCAGCUUAGUCCUAGUCAGCAGCAUCCUGUUGUUGAUGUGGAAACUGCAUCCAUGCAUUUGAAACAUUUAGCUGCAGCUGCCAAAGAUGCUGUCGCUGAAGGGGGCUCAGUCCCUGGUUCAAGAGCAAAGUUGUGGCGUAGAAUAAGGGAGUUUAAUGCUUGCGUACCCUAUGGUGGAGUACCUCCUAAUCUCGAAGUGCCUGAGGUAGUCUUAAUGGCUUUGAUCACAAUGCUUCCAGCAACACCUAACCUUCCUCCGGAUGCUCCUCCCCCUCCCCCUCCAUCACCCAAAGCAGCAGCAACAGUCAUUGGGUUCAUUGCAUGUUUACGUAGGUUGCUUGCAUCAAAAUCUGCAGCAUCCCAUGUUAUGUCAUUUCCUGCUGCUGUUGGGAGAAUAAUGGGGUUACUAAGAAAUGGAUCAGAAGGUGUAGCAGCUGAAGCGGCUGGGUUAGUUUCUAUGCUUAUUGGUGGUGGUCCUGGUGAUUCUAGUAUACUGGUUGACUCGAAAGGGGAGACACAUGCCACAUAUAUGCACACCAAGUCUGUACUAUUUGCACAUCAGAAUUAUGUUACUAUCCUUGUAAAUAGGUUAAAACCGGCAUCUGUGUCUCCAUUAUUGUCAAUGUCAGUUGUGGAAGUACUUGAAGCUAUGCUUUGUGAACCUCAAGGUGAAACGACUCAACAUACUACUUUUGUUGAGUUGCUACGCCAAGUUGCUGGUUUGCGCCGACACUUGUUUGCUUUAUUUGGUCAUCCUGCUGAAAGUGUGAGAGAGACAGUGGCUGUUAUCAUGCGGACUAUAGCAGAGGAGGAUGCAAUUGCAGCGGAAUCUAUGCGUGAUGCUGCCUUAAGAGAUGGUGCUCUCUUGAGACAUUUGCUGCAUGCUUUUUUCCUUCCUGCUGGGGAGCGCCGUGAUGUUAGUCGACAACUCGUAGCUCUUUGGGCUGAUUCUUAUCAACCUGCUCUUGAUUUGCUUUCAAGAGUUCUUCCUCCUGGCCUUGUUGCUUAUUUGCACACGAGAAUAGAUGCUGCUUCAGAAGAUCAGAACCAAUUAAAUGAAGAAGUCCUAUUAACUAGGCGAAGACAGAGACACAUACUUCAGCAGAGGAAAGGCCGUUUUGGAAGAAGUAUUGCUUCUCAAGAACUUGGGUUGAGUCCUCUACAAAAUGUUCAAGAUGGUGAUUUGGCAAAACAGACUCCCAGUGCCUUCCUAGGGGCACAAAGUGACCUGAAACCUCUCCAAGAGUCGAACUUUGGGCAGUAUUUGGUUUCAUCUUUUGCUCAUCCAGGUGCAAGCCAGAUCAGCGAACCUUCCUAUGCAUUUCCACAAAAUUCUGGUUCAGGAGUUGUUAUUUCUGAUAAUUUUCAUCAAAUGUCGCAAAAACUGGAUCCAAAUGCUUCUGCUUCUGUUGACGCUGCUGUUAACUUUGUUGGUUCCAUGGAUUCUGACUUCCCUGCCCCUGCUCAGGUCAUUGUAGAGAAUACCCCUGUGGGAUCUGGUAGGUUGCUAUGUAAUUGGCAUGGAUUUUGGAGAGCGUUUGAGCUAGAUCACAACCGUGCUGAUCUAAUUUGGAAUGAGCGCACCAGGCAAGAGCUUAGAGAGGCUUUACAAGCAGAAGUUCAUAAGCUGGAUGUUGAAAAGGAGCGAACAGAAGACAUUCUUCCUGAAGGUGGUAUACUUGAAGUUAAUAAUGUGCAAGAUAGUGCACCUAAGAUUUCUUGGAACUAUGCAGAAUUUUUAGUGAGCUAUGCCAGCUUAUCAAAAGAAGUCUGUGUAGGGCAGUAUUAUCUGCGGUUGCUGCUUGAAAGUGGAAGCAGUUGUGGGGCACAGGACUUCCCACUACGGGACCCUGUUGCUUUCUUCAGAGCAUUAUAUCACCGUUUCUUGUGUGAUGCAGACAUAGGGCUUACUGUCGAUGGUGCCAUUCCCGAUGAGUUGGGUUCAUCUGAUGACUGGUGUGAUAUGGGAAGACUAGAUGGUUUUGGUGGAGGUGGAGGCUCUGCUGUAAGGGAGCUAUGUUCAAGGGCAAUGACCAUUGUAUAUGAACAGCAUUAUAAAACCAUCGGCCCUUUUGAUGGUACAGCUCAUAUUACUGUUUUGUUGGAUAGAACAGAUGAUCGAGCAUUGAGGCACCGCCUGCUUCUUCUUUUAAAGGUUUUAAUGAAAGAUUUAUCAAAUGUUGAAGCCUGUGUCUUGGUUGGUGGCUGUGUUUUAGCUGUUGAUCUUCUAACUGCAGCCCAUGAAGCCUCUGAGAGGACUUCUAUUCCAUUGCAGUCUAAUCUAAUAGCAGCUACUGCUUUUAUGGAGCCUUUAAAGGAAUGGAUGUUCAUUGACAAGGAUGGUACACAAGUUGGACCAAUGGAAAAAGAUGCAAUCAGAAGGUGUUGGUCUAAGAAAACUAUUGAUUGGACAACCAAAUGCUGGGCUUCCGGUAUGGCUGACUGGAAGCGAUUACGUGACAUUCGUGAACUGCGUUGGGCGCUGGCUGUUCGGGUUCCUGUUUUAACUCCCAUUCAGGUGGGAGAGGCUGCUCUGGCUAUACUACACAGCAUGGUGUCUGCACGAUCUGAUCUUGAUGAUGCUGGAGAGAUUGUAACUCCAACACCAAGGGUGAAGCGAAUUUUGUCAAGUCCUCGAUGUCUUCCACAUAUUGCUCAGGCUAUUCUUACUGGGGAACCUAGCAUCGUUGAGGUGGCUGCUUCCUUGCUCAAGGCUAUUGUGACAAGAAAUCCAAAGGCAAUGGUUCGAUUAUAUAGCACUGGUGCCUUUUAUUUUUCUCUUGCAUAUCCUGGAUCUAAUCUUCAUUCGAUCGCACAACUAUUUUCUGUGACACACAUCCAUCAAGCAUUCCAUGGUGGUGAAGAGGCAGCAGUAUCUUCGUCUUUGCCCUUGGCAAAGCGAAGUGUACUGGGUGGACUUCUUCCAGAAUCCUUGUUAUAUGUACUGGAGCGUAGUGGACCUGCAGCUUUUGCUGCAGCGAUGGUAUCUGAUUCUGAUACCCCAGAAAUCAUUUGGACACACAAAAUGAGAGCAGAACAUCUGAUUCGGCAGGUUUUGCAGCAUCUUGGUGAUUUUCCACAGAAGUUAUCACAGCACUGUCAUUCAUUGUAUGAUUAUGCUCCUAUGCCUCCAGUAACUUAUCCAGAACUACGAGAUGAAAUGUGGUGCCAUCGUUAUUAUCUCCGAAAUUUGUGUGAUGAGAUAAGGUUUCCCAAUUGGCCCAUCGUUGAGCAUGUUGAAUUUUUACAGUCACUGUUGGUAAUGUGGCGUGAGGAAUUAACUCGGCGUCCGAUGGAUCUUUCCGAGGAAGAAGCUUGCAAGAUAUUGGAGAUCUCCAUGGAUGACAUUAUAAUUGGUAAGAAUAGGCAACCUUCGGAGGCAGAGGAUGACAAAUAUAACAAGCCCAGUCAGAUUGAUAGCAUAGAUGAAGAAAGGCUUAAACGCCAAUAUCGGAAACUGGCGAUAAAGUAUCAUCCUGACAAAAAUCCUGAAGGGAGGGAGAAGUUUGUCGCUGUGCAGAAGGCUUAUGAACGGUUGCAGGCAACCAUGCAAGGAUUGCAAGGUCCACAAGUUUGGAGGUUGUUACUUCUGCUAAAGGGACAGUGCAUCUUGUACAGACGAUAUGGUGGUGUCUUGGAACCCUUCAAAUAUGCUGGAUAUCCGAUGUUGCUAAAUGCUGUUACCGUUGAUGAGGAUGAUAGCAAUUUCCUUUCAUCAGAAAGGGCCCCUCUUCUUAUUGCAGCUUCAGAGCUGAUUUGGCUGACGUGUGCAUCAUCUUCUUUGAAUGGUGAAGAGCUUAUCAGAGAUGAUGGGAUUCCCCUCUUAGCAACCCUUCUUUCCCGUUGCAUGUGUGUGGUUCAACCCACAACACCUGCAAAUGAACCUGCUACCAUCAUCGUGACAAAUGUGAUGCGUACCUUUUCUGUUGUGAGUCAGUUUGAAACAGCAAGAGCUGAGAUGCUCAAAUUUGGAGGUCUUGUAGAGGACAUUGUGCACUGCACUGAACUAGAGCUAAUUCCUGCAGCUGUUGAUGCUGCUCUUCAAACAGCAGCUCAUUUAUCAGCAUCAUCUGAAUCACAGGAUGCUCUACUUGCAGCUGGCCUGUUAUGGUACCUAUUGCCGCUUCUGCUCCAGUAUGAUUCUACAGCAGAGGAGAAUGGUCUAAAUGAGGCUCAUGGUGUUGGUGCUAGUGUUCAAAUUGCUAAAAAUAUCCAUGCAGUUCUCGCAACUCAAGCUCUAUCCAAGCUAUGUGGUGUUUGUGAAGAUGGAGUGUCAAUCCCUUAUAACCAACCGGCUGCUAGUGCACUCCGGGCUUUACUUACUCCCAAGCUUGCUAAUAUGCUUAAAAGUCGGGCAUCAAAGGAUCUUUUGUCAAAUUUAAAUGCAAAUCUGGAGACUCCAGAGAUUAUAUGGAAUUCUUCCACGCGAGCUGAAUUGCUCAAGUUUGUGGAUCAGCAGCGGGCCAAUCAACGUCCUGAUGGUUCCUAUGAUUUGUUAGAAUCACAAUCUUUCACUUAUCAAGCUUUAUCAAAAGAGUUACAUGUUGGCAAUGUUUACCUGAGGGUCUACAAUGAUCAACCAGAUUAUGAAAUAAGUGAGCCUGAGGUUUUCUCUGUUGCUCUUCUUAAAUAUAUAUCAGAACUAGUGCAUACAUUGAAAGACUUGGAUGUUGCUGCUGCAAAUACAUUUGAUCAUAACUUUUCAUCUCCGGAGUUAUCCGCACUUCAAAACGGUGCAGUUAGUGUAGCUAGUGACAAAGAAAAAGCCAAUGAAUUUCUGAAGGUUUCUGGUGUAGACGAAAGGAGGGAGCAAGAAGCUUUAGCAAUAAAGAAUCUUCAAAUUGGGUUGACAUCUCUUCAGAACCUGUUGACGAGCAACCCUAGUUUGGCUGCUAUGUUUUCCACGAAAGAACAGCUUACACCACUCUUUGAAUGUCUAACCGUUGUUGUCCCUGUUGAAAGCAACAUUCCGCAAAUAUGCCUUACAGUGCUGUUGCUUUUGACAACAUAUGCUCCUUGUUUGGAAGCUAUGGUUGCAGAAAGGGCGAACGCCAUCCUUUUAUUACAGAUACUUCACAGGAAUCCUGCCUGCAGAGAAGGAGCUCUUGCAGUCCUUUAUUCCCUGGCCGGCACGCCUGAGCUUGCUUGGGCUGUAGCCAAGCAUGGUGGGGUUGUGUACAUUCUUGAACUUAUUCUGCCUAUGCAUGAAGAAAUUCCUUUACAGCAAAGAGCAGCAGCUGCAUCCUUGUUGAGCAAGCUUGUUGGACAGCCAAUGCAUGGGCCUAGAGUAGCUAUUACACUAGCAAGGUUUCUUCCAGAUGGCUUAGUAUCUGCUGUCAGGGAUGGACCAGGUGAAGCGGUAGUUUCAUCUCUUGAUCAAACAACAGAAACACCAGAACUUGUAUGGACACCAGCAAUGGCAGCUUCUCUCUCUGCACAAUUGUCAACUAUGGCAUUGGACCUCUACCAAGAACAGAUGAAAGGCCGCCUUGAUGAUUGGGAUGUACCUGAACAGGCAUCAGGCCAACAUGUGAUGAGAGAUGAACCACAGGUUGGGGGUAUCUAUGUAAGGCUUUUCUUGAAAGACCCAAAGUUUCCCUUGAGGAAUCCCAAGAGAUUUUUGGAAGGACUGUUGGAUCAAUAUGUUUCAUCAAUUGCUGCAACCCAUUAUGAAUCACGAGCUGCUGAUUCUGAGCUUCCUUUGCUGCUGUCUGCUGCACUUGUGUCCUUGUUACGGGUACAUCCUGCCCUUGCAGACCAUGUUGGUUAUCUUGGGUAUGUUCCAAAACUCGUUGCUGCCAUGGCAUUUGAAGGAAGCCGAGAAAAGAUGGCUUCUGAAGAGGUGACUAGUGCAAGCAAUGAUGGACAUAAAGAAACUGAGGAUGCACAAUCAGAUUCCAGCAGUCAGACCCCACAAGAACGUGUGCGCCUUAGUUGUUUACGAAUAUUACAUCAACUGGCUUCUAGUACAAUUUGUGCAGAGGCUAUGGCAGCCACUAGUGUUGGGACUCCUCAGGUUGUUCCUUUGCUUAUGAAAGCGAUAGGUUGGCAAGGUGGUGGUAUACUGGCUCUAGAGACACUAAAACGUGUUGUUGUUGCUGGAAAUCGUGCCCGUGAUGCACUUGUUGCACAGGCAUUGAAGGUCGGCCUUGUGGAAGUACUUCUUGGUCUUCUUGACUGGAGAGCUGGUGGGAGACAUGGACUAUGUGCACAAAUGAAAUGGAAUGAAUCUGAAGCUUCAAUUGGGCGAGUCCUUGCAGUGGAGGUUUUGCAUGCUUUUGCAGCAGAGGGUGCCCAUUGUGGUAAAAUUCGAGACAUAUUAAAUGCUUCUGAUGUAUGGAGUGCUUAUAAAGAUCAAAAACACGAUCUUUUCCUCCCUUCAAAUGCUCAAUCUGCGGCUGCUGGAGUUGCGGGACUAAUUGAGAGCUCAUCAUCGAAAUUUACAUAUGCACUUACUGCUCCACCUCCACAGCCCGCUCCAAUGAGGCUACCACCUACUGCUUCUGCUGCAAACUCAAAUGAAAAGUAGAACCACCAGUCCAUAUAGAGAGAGACAGAUGCAUGCUCCAGUAGCUAGCAUCAUCCCGGAAUGGUACAGCUGUCCCACCCCCAUCCCCAACAAAAAGAGUACAUAGUGUACAGUAUCUUGAUUUUAAAUGUUGAAGGAAAGGCCAAUUUUAUAUUUUUGCUUGUAAAAGCUUGAAUUCCUAUCGGUUUAUGUAUCAUAUUUCUUUGUAUCUAAAUGCUGAAAUAAGUGAGGUUUGUUAAGGUUGGAUCUUUUCGACUGUUAGUUAUUCAAAGCUAUAGAAGAUACCCAGAAUUUCCAGUC